Messenger RNA from Histoplasma mississippiense, 3312 nucleotides. Its product is annotated as mRNA export factor elf1. The transcript is spliced from 3 exons. The record is from RefSeq and is a predicted model, not a curated record. Bases 1 to 3312 code for a protein of 1103 amino acids. Lineage: Eukaryota; Fungi; Ascomycota; Eurotiomycetes; Onygenales; Ajellomycetaceae. Gene Ontology annotation, molecular function: ATP hydrolysis activity; ATP binding.
AUGUCAUCCGCGCCACUUGUUAUCCCGAAGACCCCAUCCUCAGUUCCCCCCUCCGAGGAGGAGGUUGCCUCUUUGAUGAACACGAUAUUGAAUGCAGACAAAUCGCAAGAGUCUCUAGACGCCUCCUAUGCCUUGACAAACCUCCUCAUCCAAUCCGUCGGAUUUCGUGGACUACACGGCUAUGGCUUGUUGAGGGGCAUCCAAAAAGCGGCAGUAGAUAAGAAAAGCGGGGCAAAGCGAGAGAGUGCAAUGCUGAUAUUAGGCGCCCUUUUCGAGAGGUUUCCUCGAGAACAACCGCUUAGCGAGGUUAUAUUCUUAAUUGAGGACGGGGGGCUGCUUUCCCUGGCCUUGGAUGCGCUAGGUGAUAAGGGUGCUGUGGUGCGGGAGGCCGCCAAAUAUGCUGUUGAUGCGCUGUUUGCUUGUUUGAAGGUUGAGUCGUUGGUCACCGCCUUUGUUCCAGCGCUAUCGGCGUAUCUUAGCAAACCUACUGCGAAGUGGCAAGGUGCUGUGGAGGCUUAUCGCCUUCUGGAAAAAGUGGCUGAGAAAACUCAGGCUGGUUCGGAUACUAAGGAGGAGAGUCUGCGAAAGGACUUGCUCCGUGAUUCUGUGGGCAAGUGUUUAAAGGAUUUGAUCCCUAUCGUCGAGUCCGGCAUGCACGAUAUGAAAAACGAGGUCUCAAAACAAGCUGUUAAAACCAUGACUGCUCUGACGACAGUCCUCUACAAUGACGAUUUACCUCCCCCGGUGCUAGCCCUUCUCACUCCUCAUCUUGAACGAUCUCUGAAUACACAUACAACCCCACAAGAAGUCCUCGCCAAACAGUCGUUGUCGUCGAGAAUCUCACAAAGCUCGUCCAUGAUCCUAAUGAGGCAAAGGACAUUUUUACCAAAGUUGAAGCCAGGCGUGCAAGGAGUGAAAGACAGAGCUUCGCUACCCGAGGUCCGGGAGCUAGCAACACGAGCAUUGAAUGUCAUCCAGAAAGCUAUGGGCGAUGACAGCUCUAACUUGGCCAACGGGGCUGUGGCCCAAGUCACAACAGAUGAAGUCCUGAAGGUGUUAGAGCAGCAUGUAAAAGCCCAUGGCGGCCUUGCGCGCAAGGAAGAUGAACCAUUCUGGGCUAUCACGAAAACAUAUAUCUCAGAAAUGGUUCGGGACGACGUGAAUUCACGACUUCUCCAACGCAUCCCACUUUGCAUCGGACCUUAUCUCAGCCAGUUAGUCAAAGAAGGACAAGAGGCGGUUAUCGCUUCGGCAGUUCACGCCCACUUCAUAGAAGAGGACACGCGGAAAUAUGGAGCACCAGUGCAAGAAGAUACAGACGAGGUGGAAAUUGUCAAUGCGGAUUUCUCUCUUGCAUAUGGUGGCAUGCUUCUGCUCUCCCACACAAACCUAAGACUCCUCAAGGGCCAUCGAUACGGACUCUGCGGGCGCAACGGAGCGGGAAAAUCCACUCUGAUGCGCAGCAUUGCGGAGGGAAAGCUGGAGGGAUUUCCUCCCAAGGAUGUCUUGAAGACAUGCUUUGUGGAGCAUAACCAAGGCGAAGAUGCGGAUUUGAGUAUUUUGGAAUUCGUUGCUAAAGACCCGGAACUGGCUGCAAGCGGCAAAAAACGAAUUUCCGAGGUUUUGAGCGAGGUUGGAUUCACUGCCGGCCCCGGCGGACGGCAACAACAGAAAGUUGGCUCGCUUUCCGGUGGGUGGAAAAUGAAACUGGCUCUGGCACGAGCAAUGCUCAUGGGGGCUGACGUUCUCCUUCUUGACGAACCGACCAAUCAUUUGGAUGUUGCGAAUGUGAAAUGGUUGCAGGAAUACCUGAAGAAACACACCGAGAUCACCAGUUUGAUUGUCAGUCACGACUCCGGCUUUUUGGACGAAGUGUGUACCGACAUCUACCACUAUGAAGGAAAGAAACUGGUAUGGUACAAAGGCAACCUUGCUGCGUUUGUCAAGGUUAAGCCGGAAGCGAAAAGCUACUAUACCCUUAGCUCGUCGAAUGUUCAAUUCAAAUUCCCUCCUCCGGGUAUCUUAACUGGGGUCAAGUCGCAAACCCGUGCCAUCCUUCGCAUGACUAACGUGACUUACACUUACCCUGGAAAUUCGAAGCCUUCUCUAAUAGAUGCAAGCUGUUCUCUGACACUUUCCUCUCGCACAGCCAUAAUCGGCGGUAACGGAGCGGGCAAGUCCACUUUUAUCAAGCUGUUGACUGGAGAGCUUAUUCCUCAAAGUGGCAAGGUUGAAAAGCAUCCCAACCUUCGAAUCGGGUACAUUAAACAGCAUGCCUUGGAGCACGUGGAGAUGCAUAUGGAAAAGACACCCAACCAAUAUUUGCAAUGGAGAUAUCAGAAUGGCGAUGAUCGGGAGGUGUUGAUGAAGCAAACCAGGAUCUUGACUGAGGAGGACCGUAUCCAAAUGGAGAAAACAAUCGAUAUCGGAGAUGGGAGAGGCCCUCGACGUAUCGAAGCCUUGAUUGGUCGACAAAAGUUGAAGAAGACGUUCCAAUAUGAAGUUAAAUGGGUUGGGAUGCUUCCCAAGCACAACUCCUUCAUCUCUCGCGAAACCCUUUUAAAAGAAGGCUUCCAAAAGCUCGUCCAAGAAUACGACGACCACGAAGCCUCUCGCGAGGGUCUAGGCUACCGCGUCCUGGAACCGAAAGUAAUCUCCAAGCACUUCGAAGACGUCGGCCUCGAUCCAGAAAUUGCAAACCACAACCAAAUCUCCGGUCUCUCCGGCGGCCAAAAGGUCAAAGUCGUCCUCGCCGGCGCGAUGUGGAAUAACCCGCAUCUCCUCGUCCUUGACGAGCCCACUAACUUUCUGGACCGCGACUCGCUGGGCGGUCUUGCCGUCGCCAUCCGUGACUACAAGGGGGGCGUGGUGAUGAUUUCCCAUAACGAGGAGUUCGUCGGUGCGCUAUGCCCGGAGCAAUGGCAUGUCGAAAACGGCCGGAUGACGCACAAGGGCCAUAUAUCGCUCUCCCUCGACCGGUUUGAGGACAGCUCGCGCGGACCCAGCACUGUAGCUAGCAGCGUCGUUUCCAGCACGGUGGCCUCUGCGGCGGCGUCUGCAGUUAAUUCUGGGGCGGAGGAUGCGGGCGGAGAGUUGAAGUUCAAGGCGAAGAAAAAGAAGAAGUUGACUCGUGCGCAGAUGAAGGAACGUGAGGUGCGGAGGCGAUUGAGACAUAUUGAAUGGUGCGUUGUCAAUUCAUACUUCUCAUCCUUGUUUGAUGGGUGGACUCUGCUAACAUACAACGUUCCUCUUUCCAGGCUUAACUCUCCCAAAGGCACACCUCACCCGCCAGACACCGAUGAUGAAGCAUAG